UAUUAAUGAUGUACAAUAGCUCAGGCUGUUAUGGCUCAAAUUUUGCUGCCAGAGUUUCUUUAGAACAAGAAGAAACCGUCUUUUGUGCUGGAUGGGCCAGAAGUUCAAGUUUGAUGCUGCCAUCAAGGGGAAGUGAAGCUCAACACGGAUGGGUGUUGUAUGAUUUCAAUGGAAAAACCGGCUUCUGGGGACUGCACAGGUGCAUGGAUCCUGGAUUACUAUACGAAGUUAUCAAGCGGAUCCAGCAGAGUCAGAGCUAUGGGCCAUAUACUAUGGCCUCACUAUCAUUGUGGAAAAAGGUUCUAUUCAACAUGUCAAGAUUGAGAGGCUCUGCUAUUGCACACCAUCAUGCUGCCUUAAUGGAGGACUCAAGGAUGCUCAUGACCCGAACUAGAGCCUCUCAUGCUCGCAUCUGCCAAAAUGUCAAUCGAAGUGUUGAUAAUCUUGCCAAGCUUGGAUGCGAACAUGACGAAAACUUGGGGUUGACAUGACAUUCCAGCUUUGAUGAUGCUGUUUAUCCGCGAGGAUUACCUGGGGGUUGGCUGCCUCUAGGGUUGAUUAAGUUUUUAUGUUGUUAUUGGCUACUCUCGGACUCUGCCUUCCUGUAGUCCUUGUGACUCUUCAGUUAUGUAUUACUCACUUCUUUUGAUA
Molecule: messenger RNA, 651 nt
Organism: Rhododendron vialii
Lineage: Eukaryota; Viridiplantae; Streptophyta; Magnoliopsida; Ericales; Ericaceae
Exons: 2
Coding region: 6-491 (161 amino acids)
Source: RefSeq, a predicted model, not a curated record